GUACUUCUACACUAUCAUACAGGCCGAUGGCAAUCCUAAAACAGCACAGACUUUCUUAUACAUCUCUGGUGGUCCCGGUGCCAGCAGCCUUGGAAUUAUGUUGACAGCUAACGGACCAUGUCGCAUGGAUGAGGAUUCCCUCAUCGAAAACGAGUUGGGUUAUGCACGUUCAGUAGCCCGUAGACGCUUCCGGUGCCCUAGGUUCUCAUGGACGAGACAAGCUAACGGUAUCUGGGUCGAUGCACCGAUACCUACAGGUUUCAGUCAAGGACCUAUCGGUGCCGGAUGGGAGAAUCUAAUAUUAGACCUGGUGGACUUCGUCAAAAAGUUCUUCGAAGAACAUAAAGACCUAAACAAUGGCGUGCAUCUAGUCGGCUUCUCGUCGUCGGGUAAACUCCGAGGCGAUCACAUCACCGGCAAUAAGUGUAUAAACCCCCCUCCCCUCCCCUCAGCCCAGAUGAUGGCAACGUUGGGGGCACGGCUGGUCAAGUCUGUCGGCUUCAAGGUCAAUCUGGUUGGAGUGAUGAUGCUUUCUGGAAUGGUAGCGCCUCUAGCUAC
Molecule: messenger RNA, 558 nt
Organism: Perkinsus marinus ATCC 50983
Lineage: Eukaryota; Perkinsozoa; Perkinsida; Perkinsidae
Exons: 2
Biological process (GO): proteolysis
Molecular function (GO): serine-type carboxypeptidase activity
Source: RefSeq, a predicted model, not a curated record